UCACGCACGACGACCUCUUAAGCUUUUGUCGUCAGAUUUGCUCUUCAUCUGUUGCUCUUUGGUUGAAAUCAAAAAUCGAAUUCCGAAUCGAGAUGCAAAAUGACUUUUAUCGGUGAUGCAAAAUAUUUCAAGAAAAUUGAGAUUGAGCUGGAGAUCAGUCAAUACAUACUCACUAUCAAAGGUGGAUCGAAAUGCUGCGUUUCAGUACUAGUGGAUUCGAUAGUUGUAUUCAUCUAGCUGAGUUGCAUCCUUUGGAAUAACGAAAGCUUCUCGGGCUUUGUAUGCCCCCCCUCUCAAAUACCCGUUGUGUUUUGUAAUUGUUAGCGUGAGCAAUAAUAGUGAUCUUUUCGCGAGUAAGAUAUAACGUUUAGUGAUAGUGUUUCAUUUGCCGAAUUCAUGGGUUGCUUUGGUUGCUCUGAGAGAUCAAGAGAAUCACCACAGCCAUACGAUGAUGAUAAUGAUGAUACAUAUACCGACGGUGGUGAUGUAACGAGCAAUGUGGGAGAAGGAGAGGAAGCGGAGCAGCAGAGCCGUUCUAAACUAUCUGAAGAGAUUUUGAAGUACAAACUACAAAAUGGACUGAUCUGCAGGCAGUUUCCUGUGAAGGAAACCAAUAAACUUAUACGUGGAGAGGAUGAAGAUGGAAACAAGACGGUUAAUGAGUUUGUUCGUCAGCGUAAGAUUGGAUCUGGUAGCUACGGGAAAGUGGUUCUGUAUAAGAGUACUGUCGAUGGAAAGGACUAUGCUAUUAAGGCUUUUCACAAGUCGCAUUUGUUAAGGCAACGAGUUGCACCUUCAGAAACUGCUAUGGGGGAUGUUCUUCGAGAGGUUAUGAUUAUGAAAAUCCUGGAGCAUCCUAAUAUAGUUAAUCUCAUUGAGGUCAUUGACGACCCUGAGACCGAUGAUUUUUACAUGGUUCUCGAAUAUGUUGAUGGAAAAUGGGCCUAUGAUGGGUUUGGACCACCUGGUUCCCUUGGAGAAAGUACUGCUCGAAAGUACUUGCGGGAUGUAGUUGCUGGCCUCAUCUACCUUCAUGCUCAUAAUGUAAUUCAUGGAGACAUCAAACCAGACAAUUUGCUAGUUACUAGUACCGGAACAGUGAAGAUAGGAGAUUUCAGUGUCAGCCAAUUGUUCAAGGAUGAUGAUGAUGAUCAACUCCAUAGAUCUCCUGGGACACCUGUCUUCACUGCCCCAGAAUGUUGUUUAAGUGUACCGUAUAGGGGCAGAGCUGCAGACACGUGGGCAUUGGGAAUCACCUUGUAUUUGAUGAUAUUAGGACAUUACCCGUUUCUGGGUGAGACGCUCCAAGAUACUUAUGACAAGAUUGUUGACGACCCGUUGAUAAUCCCGGACGGAAUGAAUCCUUAUCUCAAGGACUUGAUAGAAGGUCUACUUUGCAAAGACCCGAAGGAGAGGAUGACGUUGAAAGCUGUGGCGGAGCAUCCAUGGGUCAUUGGAGAAGAUGGGGACACUCCAGAAUAUUUGUGUUGGUGCAAACGCAGAGCUGAAGAAGCAUCUAAUGGGAUUGAAACCGUAGCUGAAAUGGUGGACUCUUAACCACUAAUUAGGACCGGUUUAGCUGAGCAACUUAUACUUGUCUAUUUAAUCCCCUUUGGCGGCUAAAAGAGUGCGUUUAUGUUGUAAAAUGAAUUCGUUUGAGUUGUAUUUUUUUUUCUCAGUCUGUAAAAAAAAACUUAUUUCGGUAAUGAGUGUACUGGAUAUUACGAAUUUUUUUAAUACCAGAUGCUUAUAUAAAUGUCACUUUGGAAU
This is a messenger RNA of Raphanus sativus (radish), 1770 nucleotides long. Its product is annotated as serine/threonine-protein kinase GRIK1. The transcript has 12 exons. NCBI's taxonomy places the organism in Eukaryota, Viridiplantae, Streptophyta, Magnoliopsida, Brassicales, Brassicaceae. Bases 397 to 1557 code for a protein of 386 amino acids. Gene Ontology annotation, biological process: intracellular signal transduction; protein phosphorylation. The record is from RefSeq and is a predicted model, not a curated record. Gene Ontology annotation, molecular function: ATP binding; protein serine/threonine kinase activity. Gene Ontology annotation, cellular component: cytoplasm.